AUUAGGAGGGUGAUCUCUAAGUUCAACCUCAGCCAUGGCUUCCCUCUGAAAAUGUCAACAGCACUUUCUCUUGAUUCAAAUUUCUCCUUAUCCAUCUUAAGACACAAAGUAACCACAAAGCAAUGUCUGCAUUGUCAUACUCUUUACAAAUUCCAGCAUUACUGGGCCCAUUCCCGUCAAGAAAGUGCCAUAACAAAAUUCAAAUUCCACUUCCCAAACUCCUUCAGCACCAACUACCUUCUCAAUUGUCGUUCAUCCCUCAAAGAACCUUCCAGUGCUUCUCUCAGAAGCAUUCCACCCAACAAGAAUUUGAAGUUGAAAGGCUCUUUUCUAAUGUUAACCAAGCCACCUUGAAAAGAGAACCUGGAAGUUUAUCCAGUGCCAUUUUUCUUGUUGCCGGUACAACGGUAGGUGCAGGGAUCCUUGCUAUUCCCGCGGUGACUCAAGAAUCCGGAUUUUUGGCCUCUGCGGUUGCCUGCAUUCUUUGUUGGAUUUUUAUGGUUGCGACUGGAUUGCUCAUUGCUGAAGUAAAUGUGAAUACAAUGUGCGAAUUAGGUUCUGGUGGUGUCUCUUUGGUAUCAAUGGCUAAGAGAACUCUGGGGAAUGUUGGAGUUCAAAUUGCAUGCUGGUCAUACAUAUUUAUACAUUAUGCUCUUCUCGUUGCAUACGUGGCGCGUUCUUCAGAUAUUUUGGCAAAUUUCCUUGGCAUUCCAUUAUGGGAGUGUGCUACCUUGUUCUCGUUGAGUUUGGGAGGUUUAUGCUACUCUGGAAGCCAACGCAUCAUAGGUGCAGUUAAUGGGGUUUUAGUAUUUGGAAUCAUCAUUUCGUUCACAGCUCUUGUGGUAGUUGCUUCUGGAGACCUGCACUGGGAUGCUCUACUGAAAGCCAAUUUUGAAGCUGUACCAAUGAGUGUACCCAUAAUCGCACUUUCAUUUGUUUACCAGAAUGUUGUACCUGUCCUUUGUACAAAUCUUGAGGGAGACCUCUCAAAAGUAAGGACUGCAAUUGUAAUAGGCACAGCUGUACCCCUUGGUUUAUUUCUUGUCUGGAAUGCUGUUAUUCUAGGAUCUAUUACAGGUCUUGAGACAGACUCAGGUCAGGUCAUUGACCCAUUACAGCAAUUGCGAUCUUCCAAUGGAAUUGUUGGACCUAUAAUUGAGUGGUUUUCAGUUCUUGCAAUAGCAACUUCUUACAUUGGAUUUGUUCUGGGCCUGGCUGACUUCCUCGCUGACUUGCUCAAACUUCCAACUGGUCAGAGCAGUCCUCAACCCUACUUGUUGACUUUGAUUCCACCACUGAUUCUAUCAUUACUAGAUCCGGAAAUAUUUUUCAAAGCGUUGGAUUUCGCUGGAACAUAUGGAGUGUUGGUGUUGUUUGGAAUCCUUCCUGCUGCAAUGGCUUGGUCAGAUCGGUACUCCAGUUCAUAUCCAUCUGUAAAAUUUCCAGAGCUUGUUCCUGGAGGAAGGCUUAGCCUUUCUCUCAUAAUGGGAGGUGCAGGAUGUGUCAUUCUGUCUGAAGUAUUUGAGAAAUUUGGGAGCUCAUCAAUGCCAUAGAAAAUGAAGAUGCCUGUGAAAUUGCCGCUGCUUCUAAAACCCAAGUGAUCCUAGGUUUUAUACUUCUAAGCCCUCAAAUCAGUUUGAACUAUGUUUAUUUGAUUUAACACUUAUUCAUUCAUAUGGAUAAUCAUUCAUUAGAGGAUUGGAUCUUAUUAUUCAUUUCUUUAUAGUAAAAUGAUAAACUCUGAUACGAAUUCAACACAAGAACAACAAAGAAUCAAGAGAAUUCUAGAGAGAGGUGGUCAUGUAUCUAUGAGAGAGGCAGUCCCAUCUGAUCACUGAAAACAUUCUGAAAUUGUUGUAAAAGCAGUUUGUAAUUCUGGCCA
Mangifera indica (mango) is the source of this 1882-nucleotide messenger RNA. Its product is annotated as tyrosine-specific transport protein. The transcript has 14 exons. Gene Ontology annotation, biological process: amino acid transmembrane transport. Bases 123 to 1553 code for a protein of 476 amino acids. The record is from RefSeq and is a predicted model, not a curated record. NCBI's taxonomy places the organism in Eukaryota, Viridiplantae, Streptophyta, Magnoliopsida, Sapindales, Anacardiaceae.